AUGUGGCGCAUCCGAACAAUUGUCGAGUCCGACCUAGUCGAUAAAGAGGCUGCUGUCGGUGCGGAGCAAAUCGCAGCAUCUUCAGGGACGGGUCAAGUAUCUCAUCCAACGACAACAGUCUCUUCAACGGACUACUUGCCGCUCAAAGACUGGGUUGUCUAUGAGGAUGAGCGAAUCAUUGUCCUCAACAAGCCUUCAGGAAUACCAGUGCAAGGCGGGACGGGCGUUACGAUAUCGAUUGACAGUUCUCUCUCAUUGCUUCAAGGCAGCUAUCCAGAUAGGCCGAGAUUGGUUCAUCGACUCGACAGAACUACAUCGGGGAUAUUGGUCCUCGCCAGGACUCGCAAGGCGGCUCAGGACCUUGCCUCACGCUUUCGUGAGGCGGCAGAUCCCAACAGCAAGGAUGACCCUAGUGCGCCCUCCAGGAUACAAAAAAAGUAUUUUGCAAUUGUCGGUUCAGCAGAGCCGAUCAAGGAACCUCGACAGAGGAGCAAGGCAGCCUCUUCUGGUGGAUCAUUUCGGGUGCAGGGCGAUAUGUUGAUGAUUACGAACGGGAAGGCACAGUCCAUACAGAUGGCUCCCAGUAACGCCUCAAACUCGGCUUUGGCAACCAAGUCGGUCUGGUCAUCUACAACCGAUGUUAUAAUUGCAGCUCAAAACUUUCAUGCAGGGGUCUUUAUCCAAGGACAGGUAGGAAACACCAACUUCGAGUCCACUGUGCUCAGCUACUGCGUGGUAAGAGGAUUCAUGGAAUCUACUCGUUUACAAGAAGCACCGAUUCUUGGAGACAUCAAGUAUUCUGACAACGGAACAAGAACUGAAAACAAGAAAGAUCCUAGGAUAUACCUUCACAUGGUGGAGCUGGAGUUGAAGAAAAUCAAGGAGCAACAAGGACUCAAAACGGCAACAGUUAUCGGUUCACGGAGGACGGGACACUCGUGGUGA
Molecule: messenger RNA, 945 nt
Organism: Linnemannia hyalina
Lineage: Eukaryota; Fungi; Mortierellomycota; Mortierellomycetes; Mortierellales; Mortierellaceae
Source: the annotation of a GenBank genome assembly